AAAAUCGAGAUCGCGCGCAUUUUUCUUUUAAUAUGGCGUCUUCCUGUCACGUGAUUAAUUGUAGUUCCCCCACACCCGAGUCGGAGAACAGAUGGCGCUGAAGCUGCUUCUUCCACGUUUUUCAAGUUGUUGUAAUUGAGAAAUACGUUUUCUGAAAAAUAUUAUUAUGGAGACGAACAAUUUGGUAGAACCCAAGAAGAAGGUUAAAAGAGGAAUAAUAUAUUUGUCCACAAUCCCAAAAUAUAUGAACGUCGCAAUGAUCCGAGAGAUUUUCUCGGCUUACGGGAAAGUGGACAGAGUGUAUUUACAACUGGCCGAAAAUGAUGCACAAUCGAUUAAAAAGAAGCGGAAAAAGGCAAUCAAGUAUUUCACUGAAGGUUGGGUGGAGUUUGAAAGUAAGAAGGUAGCAAAAUUUGUAGCAGCAACAUUAAACAACACUCAAGUAUCUACGAGAAAGAAAAGCAGGUUCUACGAUGUUAUGUGGAAUAUAAAGUACUUGCCUAGAUUUAAAUGGAUUCACUUGAGUGAGCGCUUAGCAUAUGAACGUGCUGUGCAUAAACAAAGACUUUUAACCGAAAUAGCACAAGUUAAGAGAGAAGUUAACUUUUUCUCGUAUAAUGUAGAUAGGAGUAAAAAGUUACUUAAAAAACACAAGCAAGGAGAAGAGACAACUUUCGAAUUACCUGAAGUUAAACAGAGGGACACUGAUAGUGAGAUAAGGAAUAGGAAAGCAGAAACAAUAGAUGAAAAGGAUAGAACAGAGUUCCUUAAAUCGAUAUUUGGAUAAAAUUUGAUGUAUAUAUAGGUAUUGUAUAGUUAUAUAGCAAUUUAUUUAUGAAAAGAAUAUAAAAAGGAACUUGA
Messenger RNA from Nylanderia fulva, 861 nucleotides. Its product is annotated as activator of basal transcription 1. Gene Ontology annotation, molecular function: RNA binding. Gene Ontology annotation, biological process: endonucleolytic cleavage in 5'-ETS of tricistronic rRNA transcript (SSU-rRNA, 5.8S rRNA, LSU-rRNA); endonucleolytic cleavage to generate mature 5'-end of SSU-rRNA from (SSU-rRNA, 5.8S rRNA, LSU-rRNA); endonucleolytic cleavage in ITS1 to separate SSU-rRNA from 5.8S rRNA and LSU-rRNA from tricistronic rRNA transcript (SSU-rRNA, 5.8S rRNA, LSU-rRNA). Gene Ontology annotation, cellular component: nucleolus. The record is from RefSeq and is a predicted model, not a curated record. NCBI's taxonomy places the organism in Eukaryota, Metazoa, Arthropoda, Insecta, Hymenoptera, Formicidae.